UCCAGCUGUCGUCCGCUUCUUCUCCUUCCCUGGGUUCCUUUCAGUCUUCCUAUGGCAACAGUUUUAUCCAGAAAGGAGGAAAUAAUCGUAUUAUGAAGAGAAUCAUGUCGGAGAAUAAUUUCCUAAAGUUCCUGGAAACCUUCAUAAAACAGAUGGUGGACACAAUUUUCAGACGCACUAAGCGGAAGGAAAUCGGAAGUGAGUCGAAAGCGCGGCUGUUUUGAGCCUAAAGUAGGUUUCAGCUGGGAGAUGGAUCGGUACUUGCUGCUGGUGACCUGGGGUGAAGGAAAGUUUCCAUCGACGGCCAGUGAGGAGGUAGAGCAUGGGCCAGAGGUGUCGUCGAUUGACGGUGCUGAGAAACAACCUGACUUAACAGCAGCAAAUGUUUAUCGCCUCCUAAAAAGAAGUAUUAGCGCUUCAGUCAACCCAGAUAACAGUACUUUCCCUGCCUGUUCAGUGGGCGGCAUUCCUGACUCCAAGAAGUGGUUUUUUGCGGUGCAGGCCUUGUGUGGCUUUUACCAGUUUUGUAGCUCUGAUUGGCAAGAGAUACAUUUUGAUGCAGAAAGAGAUAAGAUUGAAGAUGUUCUUCAAGCAAAUAUUGAAGAGUGCGUGAGUGCCCUUGGGUGCUUGGCAGAAGAAGACAGCAGCAGCAGGGAGUCCCUGUCCUUGGCCGAGCUGUAUGAAGAAUCUGCUGAAAAUCUGCAUCAGUUAUCAGACAAACUUCCUGCUCCUGGUAGAGCAAUGACAGACAUAAUACUAUUGCCCUCUGACAGAGAUCCUCCUAAAUUGAAAGACUGUUUACCUGCUAUUGGAGCAUUAAAACAUCUGAGAGAAUGGCAUUCAGCAAAAAUUACCAUAGCAGGAAAUCACUAUGAAACAAGCUGUCAGAAGAUUGCAGAAUACCUUUCUGCUAAUGUUGUCUCUUCCGAAGAGCUCAGAAAUGUGAUUGACUCAAAGGAAUUAUGGAGGGGAAAGAUUCAGAUAUGGGAAAGGAAGUUUGGAUUUCAAGUUAGUUUUCCUGAAUUUUGUUUAAAGGGAGUCACACCUAAGAAUUUUAGUGCGCCUACUCUAAGUACUUGCUUUCUUGCCAAAAAGAUAAUACCAUCAAAGGAUAAGGAUAUUUUGCCAAAGGUUUUCCAUUAUUAUGGCCCUGCUCUACAGUUUGUGCAGAUGAUAAAAUUAUCAGAUCUACCUUCUUGCUACGUGUCAGACAUCGAAUUCGAGUUAGGGCUAACAGAAAACAGCAGCAGGCAGAGCUCCACAGUGCUGCUGGAGCAGAUUUCUUCUCUGUGUGGCAAGGUUGGUGCUCUUUUUGCAUUGCCAUGCACUGUUAGCAACAUAUUCGUCCCACCUCCCACCCAGCUCAGCUCAAGAAAAUGGAAGGAAUACAUAGCCAAAAAGCCGAAGACGGUCAGUGCUCCCGACGUGGACGUGAAGGGAGAGCGAGCGAGCUUUUACCUCUUGCUGCGCGGUGGGGCGAGGAGAAGGUGCAGGGCCACCCUGCUUCACUCCGCCAGCCAGAUCAAUGGCGCCUUCGCACUCAGCGCCAUUCUGGGAAAGACGAAAACACUGACAGCGGAUGCCAAACUGAGUGGUCCUUUUGACCUCUUAGCACUUCCGCAUUUCUCUGGGGAACAGGUUGUACAGAGAGAGGAGCAUUUAGCCACUGCUCAAGCGUUGGUGUUGAAGGAAUGUUUGGAAAGGAGAAAGUUGGCCAAGGGGCCUGCAGCAUUUUCUGCUGAUGAGCUCAAAAGUCUGUUGAGACUCACCAGGGACCGCUUUCUUCAUCAUUUUGAUGCUCUUACUCCUGAAACAGUUCUAAGACAGAUCAAUAGAACUAAAGCCUCAGCUGUGUUAAAUGCCGCCAGUCGAGUAGAACCUAACUCUGGAAGCCUAAUGGAAACCAGUUCCUUGGAAUGGCCAGAAAAGCAUGUUCUUCAAAAUUUGGAGACUUUUGAAAAAGCCAGACAAAAAAUGAGGGGUGAAUUCUCACGCGCCUUUACUAGACCUGGGGAGCAUUGUUUCUCCAGAGCUGCUCCAUCACCUCGUCCGUCGGAGCAGUUGCUGGGCCAUAAAGAGGGCCCCCGUGAUUCGGGCCUGCUGGGUGCCAAGGAGCUGCUGAAAUUCUUCACCGCCGACGGGCUGCCGCUGGGGGACCUGCAGCCUCUGCCCGCGCAGAAGCGGGACAAGACUUUUGUUUUGACACCAGAACUUAGUCCUCGGAAGCUCCGGGUCUUACCUUUUGAAAAAGCCUUAGGGUGUCACUACCAUGGAAUUGAAUACUGCUUGGAUGACCGGAAGGCUCUGGAGAGAGACGGGGGAUUUUCAGAACUGCAGUCUCGUCUCAUUCGUUACGAAACACAGACGACCUGCACCAGAGAUGGCUUUCCGGGCCCCACGGUGCUGGUGCUGAGCCCCAUCGCGUCGCCUGCCGUUCCGGUCCCGGCGGAGCCCAGGAGCGGUCCCGAUGGAGAAGCGCUGCGGAGAGAGCUGGGCCCGGGCCCCGGCCCUGAGACGCCCCGCCUGAAGCGGAGGUCCCCGAAAAGACUCGUGAAAUCUGCCAGCUCAGAUUCUCUUCUGUCCCAGCCAAGGGGCAGCGGUCGCCGGCAUCACGCAGUGACGUCCAGGAAGCCACAGCCGGAGCAGCCCUCAGCCGUGGCCUGCCCUUCCCUUCCCCGUCCUGGCAGCAGAGCUCCAAAAGUCCUGAGAGAGGCCGGCUCUGGUCAGAAAAGUGUGCACCAGCCAAAAGCUUCCAGGCAAACUAAGGAGUCCAGGUCGCAGAAGCAUACGCGGGUCCUCAGAGAAGUGGUGGCGGAGGCCCUGAGGAAACACGGUGUCACUGAGACGCACAUGUGUUUCCCUGCCUGCAGCCAGCGGCUCUUCGAGAUCUCCAAGUGCUACCUGAAGGAUCUUAAAACUUCGAGAGGUCUAUUUGAAGAAAUGAAGAAAACAGCAAACAACAAUGUCACACAGGUAAUUGAAUGGGUCUUGGAAAAAACAAGCAAGAAAUGAUACAGAAUCAUUUUCUUUUGGACAAGAACAAGUCUGG
This is a messenger RNA of Fukomys damarensis (Damara mole-rat), 3049 nucleotides long. It is a transcript of the gene Mtbp, whose product is annotated as MDM2 binding protein. The record is from RefSeq and is a predicted model, not a curated record. Lineage: Eukaryota; Metazoa; Chordata; Mammalia; Rodentia; Bathyergidae. The transcript has 23 exons. Gene Ontology annotation, cellular component: kinetochore. The coding region runs from base 250 to 3012 and encodes 920 amino acids. Gene Ontology annotation, biological process: protein localization to kinetochore; regulation of protein ubiquitination; traversing start control point of mitotic cell cycle.